Rotaria sordida is the source of this 477-nucleotide messenger RNA. Lineage: Eukaryota; Metazoa; Rotifera; Eurotatoria; Philodinida; Philodinidae. The record is from the annotation of a GenBank genome assembly.
AUGAAUCGUUUAAUGGAUUCUAACCGAGGAGAAUUAUUAUGCAGAGUUAUGACAGCUGAAGCAAUAGAUGAUGAAUUACCUGUCUACUAUGUCUCCUAUAUCUCUGUAUCUACUAUAACUCCUAUACCUCCUAUAUCUUCUAUACCUCUUGUAUCUCCAAUAUCUCCUAUAACUGCUAUAUCUCCUAUAUCUCCUAUAGCUCCUAUAUCUCCUAUACCUCCUAUAUCUCCUAUGCCUCCUAUACCUCCUAUGCCUCCUAUACCUCCUAUAUCUCCUAUAUCUCCUAUAUUUCCUAUACCUCCUAUACCUCCUAUAGCUCCUAUACCUCCUAUAUCUCCUGUACCUCCUGUAUCUCCUAUAUCUCCUAUAUCUCCUAUAUCGCCUGUAUCUCCUAUAUCUCCUAUAUCGCCUGUAUCUCCUAUAUCUCCUAUAUCUCCUAUACCUAUCUAUCUCUAUAUCUUCUACCCUAGGACAUAA